Molecule: messenger RNA, 4455 nt
Organism: Symphalangus syndactylus (siamang)
Lineage: Eukaryota; Metazoa; Chordata; Mammalia; Primates; Hylobatidae
Gene: QSOX1
Product: quiescin sulfhydryl oxidase 1
Biological process (GO): protein folding
Cellular component (GO): Golgi membrane
Molecular function (GO): flavin-dependent sulfhydryl oxidase activity; protein disulfide isomerase activity
Source: RefSeq, a predicted model, not a curated record
AUGUGGGAUGUGUUGGGAUGGGCAGAUUUCAGCUGCUCUGAUUUGAGCUGGGAGGUGAUCAUCACUUGGGCUGGUGAGAGCUCCCUGCUCCCAAGGUCCUCUUCAAUUGCUCUCCCUCUUGACCUCCAAGCCUUAAGAGGUCUGAUCUAACUCUAUAAAACCAGGAUUCAGGCUCUGACCCAUCUGUGGGUAGGGUCAGACUCUAGAAGCCUAGUGGUCCCCCAUAAGGGAACCCCAGACACUCUGGCAAGCCUCAGCCUUCUCAGGCAAAAAUGCCUUGAACCACAGGUAGCUAAGAAGGGACCUGUCAGGGUAGCCUCACCCCACUGUCAGAAUGUCAGUGCCUCAAGCAGCAGGGAUCCCCAGCAAGGGAGUUAUCACACCCAAGGCAUGAGGGCUCUGUCACCCCCGCUCUGGUAGAAAGUGGCACGAGAUCUCUGAUGAUGCCUUACCUGCCAGCCUACCCAAUGCAGGGGAUCAACAGCUUAAUUAAUGUCUGAACAGCUUCCAAGGCUCUCAAAUAGGAGGCCCUGGAUAGCCCAGGGCAGCAAGGCUGCUGCAGUUAUGGUGAGGGCCCUCCCCUGGGCUCAGGCCUGGCUCUAAUCCAAUUAGUUUUCUUCCAGAUUAGAGAAGCCAAAUUCAAAUCUCUGUCUCUGUAUCACCAGCUAUAAAUAAUAUGUACCCUCCCACCAGAAUGGAUCUAGAAAAGCAGUUUCUUCUGUAGCCAUUGAGGAUAAUUAGGAAAUGCCUUUGAAAGCUGAAAUGCCAAGCAUUGUCCCUGGAACAAGAUGCCUCCGAGCUGGGGGUAGGGGCGGCCAAGUUUCAAGCAGAACUGUGAGCCAGAACUCAGCUUAAUUACCCCAGCAGCAUCCAUCCGGGAAGUAAGGCGGUGGCUCCACCAGGAACGUCCAACUCUAACUCCAUGUGACCUUUCUGUUCCUCGAGCCCAGUGCAACCCCCACUGGAUUCAGGGUUUCCACACCUAAUAGAAGUCCCUUCCUAAACUGUUACCACAUAGCGUCAGGGCCCCCCAGGCCCCAGGUUUAGCUGAGACCAGGUUGGUCUCCUGAUAGUGUGGGUGUGGCGAACCAACAGCUACUGCCGCAUCAUUGAAAAGUGGCAGCAGAGAGACUGCAUGUCAGUCAUCCCUUUGAAAUAAAAGGCCUUUCUGGCAGGGACAUGGUGCUAUCCUUGGCCCUAAGGUGUGUAAUUGAAAAUAUUCAAACAGGGCACUCUGGUCCUUUGGCUGAACCAGAGUGAGUGGCCCUGAGUAGGAAGCUGUGGGCAAAUUAGUAUGGCAGCAGGAACCUUCAUUCACAGGCUAAUAUUUUUCUCCCAGUGAGCAUGAGCCACAGGGGUGCAGCCACUGCCCAGCCCCCAGGGGAGGGGUUGACACUGGUACAGCAGCCAGGGCAGGACGACUGAUUGGAGUUCUGUAGGGCCUGACACCUGAGCUUUCUGACUCUGCCUGGGAGAGGCUGGGCACAGCAGGGAUGAAGGAGGCGGCCCAGGCCCAGGAGGUCAGAGGCUCCUCAGCACCACCCCAUGUCACGCAGCACACGCAGCCUGGAUGCCUCAGUUCUUCAAGGCCUUUUCCAAGAACGGCUCGGGAGCAGUAUUUCCAGUGGCUGGUGCUGACGUGCAGGCGCUGCGGGAGAGGCUCAUUGAUGCCCUGGAGUCCCAUCAUGACACGUGGCCCCCAGCCUGUCCCCCACUGGAGCCUGCCAAGCUGGAGGAGAUUGAUGGAUUCUUUGCGAGAAAUAACGAAGAGUACCUGGCCCUGAUCUUUGAAAAGGGAGGCUCCUACCUGGGUAGAGAGGUGGCUCUGGACCUGUCCCAGCACAAAGGCGUGGCGGUGCGCAGGGUGCCGAACACAGAGGCCGAUGUGGUGAGAAAGUUUGGUGUCACCGACUUCCCCUCUUGCUACCUGCUGUUCCGGAACGGCUCUGUCUCCCGAAUCCCCGUGCUCAUGGAAUCCAGGUCCUUCUAUACCGCUUACCUGCAGAGACUUUCUGGGCUCACCAGGGAGGCUGCCCAGACCACAGUUGCACCAACCACUGCUAACAAGAUAGCUCCCACUGUUUGGAAAUUUGCAGAUCGCUCCAAGAUCUACAUGGCUGACCUGGAAUCUGCACUGCACUACAUCCUGCGGAUAGAAGUGGGCAGGUUCCCGGUCCUGGAAGGGCAGCGCCUGGUGGCCCUGAAAAAGUUUGUGGCAGUGCUGGCCAAGUAUUUCCCUGGCCGGCCCUUAGUCCAGAACUUCCUGCACUCCGUGAAUGAAUGGCUCAAGAGGCAGAAGAGAAAUAAAAUUCCCUACAGUUUCUUUAAAACUGCCCUGGACGACAGGAAAGAGGGUGCCGUUCUUGCCAAGAAAGUGAACUGGAUUGGCUGCCAGGGGAGUGAGCCACAUUUCCGGGGCUUUCCCUGCUCCCUGUGGGUCCUCUUCCACUUCCUGACUGUGCAGGCAGCUCGGCAAAAUGUAGACCACUCACAGGAAGCAGCCAAGGCCCAGGAGGUCCUCCCAGCCAUCCGAGGCUACGUGCACUACUUCUUCGGCUGCCGAGACUGCGCUGGCCACUUCGAGCAGAUGGCUGCUGCCUCCAUGCACCGAGUGGGGAGUCCCAACGCCGCUGUUCUCUGGCUCUGGUCUAGCCACAACAGGGUCAAUGCUCGCCUUGCAGGUGCCCCCAGCGAGGACCCCCAGUUCCCCAAGGUGCAGUGGCCGCCCCAUGAACUUUGUUCUGCCUGCCACAAUGAACGCCUGGAUGUGCCCGUGUGGGACGUGGAAGCCACCCUCAACUUCCUCAAGGCCCACUUCUCCCCAGGCAACAUCAUCCUGGACUUCCCUGCAGCUGGGUCAGCUGCCCGGAGGGAUGCGCAGAAUGUGGCAGCUGCCCCAGAGCUGGCGAUGGGGGCCCUGGAGCUGGAAAGCCGGAAUUCAACUCUGUACCCUGGGAAGCCUGAGAUGAUGAAGUCCCCCACAAACACCACCCCAGAUGUGCCAGCUGAGAGACCUGAGGCAAGUCGCCCCCCGAAGCUGCGCCCUGGCCUCGGAGCUGCACCAGGCCAGAAGCCUCCUGAGCACAUGGCAGAGCUUCAGAGGAAUGAGCGGGAGCAGCCGCGUGGGCAGUGGCACUUGAGCAAGAGAGACACAGGGGCUGCAUUGCUGGCCGAGUCCAGGGCUGAGAAGAACCGCCUCUGGGGCCCUUCAGAGGUCAGGCGCGUGGGCCGAAGCUCCAAGCAGCUGGUUGACAUCCCUGAGGGCCAGCUGGAGGCCCGAGCUGGGCGGGGCCGAGGCCAGUGGCUACAGGUGCUGGGAGGGGGCUUCUCUUACCUGGACGUCAGCCUCUGCGUGGGGCUCUAUUCCCUGUCCUUCAUGGGCCUGCUGGCCAUGUACACCUACUUCCGGGCCAAGAUAAGGGCCCUGAAGGGCCAUGCUGGCCACCCUGCAGCCUGAACCACCUGGGGAGGAGGCAGGAGAGGGAGCUGCCAUCUCUAGGCUCCUCGAGCCCCCUGUCCCCAUUCCCUCCCCUCCCACCCCUUGCUCCUUGACUGGCCUAGAAGUGUGGGAAAUUCAGGAAAACCAGUUGCUCCAGUGAAGCUUCUUGGGGCUGCUAGGACAGAGAGCUCCUUUGACACAAAAGACAGGAGCAGGGUCCAGGUUCCCCUGCUGCGCCGGGAGGGCAGCCCCGGGCAGCGGGCAUAGGGCAGCUCAGUCCCUGGCCUCUCAGCACCACAUUCCUGUUUUUCAGCUUAUUUGAAGUCCUGCCUCAUUCUCACUGGAGCCUCAGUCUCUCCUGCUUGGUCUUGGCCCUAAAUUGGGGCAAGCCAAGCCAGAGGAGGGUCCCCCGAGCUGGGUGGGCUGGAAUGGAACUCCUUACUAGCUGCUGGGGCUCCGCCCACCCUGCUGUCUUCCGGACAAUGAAGAAGCCUUUGCACCCUGGGAGGAAGGACCACCCCGGGCCCUCUAUGCCUGGCUAGCCUCCAGCUCCUCAGACCUCCUGGGUGGGGUUUGGCUUCAGGGUGGGGUUUGGAAGCUUCUGGAAGUCGUACUGGUCUCCCAGGUGAGGCAAGCCAUGGUUGCUGGGCUGUAGGGUGAGUGGCUUGCUUGGUGGGACCUGAUGAGUUGGUGGCAUGGGAAGGCUGUGGGUCUCUAGUGCCUUGGCCCUGGCUUAGCUGCAGGAGAAGAUGGCUGCUUUCACUUCCCCCCAUUGAGCUCUGCCCCCUCUGAGCUUGAUCUUUUGUCCUUUUUUAUUUUGGUCUCCAAGAUGAAUGCUCAUCUUUGGAGGGUGCCGGAUAGAAGCUAGGGAGGGGAGUGUCUUCUCUCUCCAGGUUUCACCUUCCAGUGUGCAGAAGUUAGAAGGGUCUGACGGGGGCAGUGCCUUACCCAUGCUUGAUUCCCACGCUACCCCCUGCUUGGGAGGUGUGUGGAAUAAAUUAUUUUUGUUAAGGCAA